UAUUAAGUUCUGUCAUCGGUGGCAUUCAUAUUGGUUACGUCUGUGUAACAUUUGAGUGUUUAUAAUCAGCGUUUUGUCGAAAGUAUAUCCACCGAGGAGUGUUUUUGCGAGUAACGUUUUGUUUAAACGUGUGGACGAUGUCUCCACUACCACUAGAGGGUUUGCAAGGUCCAGCCGGUUAUUUGCCGUCUGGACAGGAAGGCCCCAGAGGUGGUUCUAUAUCACUGUCGAUGCUCAUAGACUUCAUCAUACAACGAACGUAUCACGACUUAACCGUGUUGGCCGAAUUACUUCCACGAAAAACAGACAUGGAACGCAAAAUUGAAAUCUACAAUUUCUCUGCGCGGACGAGACAGCUUUUCAUCAGACUUUUGGCAUUAGUUAAAUGGGCAAAUUCGGCGUCCAAAGUGGAUAAAUCUGCUCAUAUCAUGAACUUUUUGGACAAACAAUCAAUGUUGUUUGUUGACACCGCCGACAUGUUGGCACGAAUGGCUCGAGAAACUUUAGUUCACGCUCGGCUACCUAAUUUUCACAUUCCGGCUGCUAUUGAAAUAUUAACAACCGGAACUUAUUCGCGAUUACCAGCCUGCAUUCGCGAGAAGAUCGUUCCACCUGAUCCGAUAACACCAAGUGAGAAAAAGCAGACUCUUCUUCGGUUGAAUCAGGUCAUUCAACAUCGUUUAGUAACUGGAAACCUAAUGCCACAAAUGAGAAAGUUCAAGAUUGAUUGCGGUCGAGUCACUUUUCAUGUGGAACACGAAUUCGAGGUGUCUUUAACGGUUAUGGGCGAUGGACCAAAUGUACCGUGGCGUCUGCUUGAAAUAGAAAUUCUUGUAGAAGAUAAAGAAACUGGAGACGGAAAAGCAUUGGUGCACACCCAACAAGUUCUUUACAUUCAUCAAGUCAUUCAGGCUCGAAUUGUAGACAACCAAAAUGCAUUGGCCGAAGUCUACAACUGUCUGCAUCACUUCUGUCAAUCGCUUCAACUGGAAGUCCUGUAUACUCAAACGCUUCGCUUGAUCAACGAUCGACUCGAUGAAAACAUUCACGUCGACGAAUAUAAACCGGGGGCAAAGUUAACCGUUUCGUACUGGAGAGAAUUGACGAGCAAAGAUCCAAAAUCCGAACUUGGAUACAAAUUAACCGUUCAGACCGAUCCAAAUGAUAAGGCUCGACCGUUAGCUGUUCUCCAUUUACCUUCAAUUGGAAACAAGGAAUCUUCGGAGGUAGCUGAUAGAGCCGUACGGUCCGAUUUGUUGUCAAUGGAACGGCUUCUUGUUCACACAGUUUAUAUUCGAUCAUUGUCACGUCUCAAUGACAUCAAAGUAGAAUUUCAAACGUUCUUGAAAGAUGUUGAAUAUCAUCUACAAGGAACACCGGCUAUCUUAACCGUUCCCGUGUUGAAUCCAUGUCUACGAGCCGAACAGAUUCAUAUUACCGUCGACACACAUACGGGAAUGUUACGGUGUCAUGUCCCGAAGCAUUUGGAAUGUCCCAUCACACCGGAACUGCAGACAGCUUUGAAUGGGGAUCUAACGAAAUUGCCACAUCUGGUGUCGGAGCUUAGGUAUUGGGUGACGCAAAGACGUUGCGAAAAAACUCUUCAACAUCUACCUGCAACACCGCAUGAGCGCCUACCGCUUUUGCACACUGUCGACCAUCCAAUGACGAAAAUUGGUCGCCAUAAAAUUUUCGUUAAACUUCAUCGUCAUCCAACUGUUAUUUUGAUUGUGGAAAUAAAGGAACGACCGACCAAUGUUUGCGAAAUGGAUUACACAUUUUAUCUGGCUUUGGUCAAACCUUCAUCGAUCGACGACAAUCCCAACGAUGAUGCAAUCGAGUCCGAUAUUCCGAAAAUGUACUUUAGAGUACAAAAUCUUAUCGAGUUUGAUACGUUCGCUGUUACUCAUGGCCCGGGCACAUAUGUUGAUGAAUGCCCAUUGAACAAACGAAAAUCUUCUGGUUUGGAUACUGGUCCGUCAGCUAAACAGCAGAAAACGAUAUACCCAGCGUAUUUCAUACCCGAACUAGCUCACGUCGUUGCAAUGUGUGACGAAAAACUACCGUUUGUCUGCCUGGCCCAAGAGCUUUGUCGCCAAAAUAUUCCACAUUCUGGUUUGCAAGUUGAGGCUAAUGCGACGUCAUUGGUGUUAAAAUUGUUGUCACUUCCUCAACCCGAUCAAUCGUCAACCGAUUCGAGCAAGAUGAGCUCCAGUCCGGUCAUCGGUAAGGCUGUGUGGAAUGCUUUAAUGAAACGGUUGCUAUCGGUGGCUAUUCGCUCGCAAAUCAACAAAAACAAUCAUUCGAGACUAUGGACCAUCGAGUUGGUGUUUUUCGGCACGCCGCUACAGAGUACCCAUCAUCGUGAGCAAGGAUUGCGCCGGACUGUCUAUUAUCAAUACGAUUUGGUGUCGUCGGAUAUGGUGAACAAGACAAUCAAUUCGCUGCUGAGUGACUGGUCGAAAAUUGUUUACUUGUACAGCAUUGUCCAUGAGUUUGCUGAACAGUACAAAAAUGAAAAAUACAAUCUACAGAAUCUGGUGACGGUCAAGUCGUACAAUUACAAUAAUUUGUUGUUAGGUUAUGGGCCCAAUAAGGAAGUGACUGUGAACAUAUUUUGGUGUACAGAGGCUAUGGAAUUCAAAAUGGUCUUCACCGGUGGUAAUUCGGCUAUAAACGCACAUUCAAUGAUGCGUGAACAGCUUCAAUCUCAUUUGAAUCGACACUACAGUUUGUCACAGAUUGUGCACAUUUUGCACGAAACGUAUCAACCGUUAAGCUCGAUAGCAAAACUGCCAAUCAUACCGCAACUCGGAAUUCCCAGACCUCAAGUACCGGUCAUGUCAUUUUGCAUUAUACCACAAUCGCCAACUCUCCUACGAAUUGCCUACCAAGCAAUGUAUUGCCUAGAAAUUCGACUACGAGGCGGAGGAUUGGUUUCGAUUCGUGAUGGAGCCUACAGUCGCUUUGAUCGCAGCAAUGUUGUUGAUGAAUUCUAUCCCACCCAAGGACUCAAAGGAUUUUUAUCGAAAUACGUUGACGAGUCUGCUGUUUAUCGUCGUCGUUCACAGUCGGAAGAUGAUAAUCCACCAUCACCCAUUGCCAUGGAAGAGACACAAGGUGGUCCAGCUUCUGUCGGUGGUUCAUCGCCAUUCUUAGGCGGUAGUUUACGUGCACCGCAAAGUCCUCGCGAUGGAGGAUUGCGUUUUGCACCGCCAAUUACUCCACCAACGAGCUCAAAUCCACACACACCAGCAAGCCCACACCCAAUAAAUCAAAACCAUCCAAACUUUGGAAUGACAUCACCACCGGCUUCGCAUAUGCCGCAUCCAUCACCAAGUGCUGGGAUAAUGCCGUCGUCUCCGCUAAAUCCUAGUCCAAUGGCACAUUCACCAGGACCAAAUAUGCAGUACAUGCCCCACACGGAAAAUAACAGCCCGUUCGGUGCAUUAUCACCAGCAGCUGCUGCGUCAAAUUGGCCAGGAUCUCCAAGUAUGCCAAGACCAUCACCACGUCCAGGGCAAAGUCCUGAUCAUAAAUCUCAGUCGCAACGUAAUAUUGAAACGUUCAUUGAAAAACGGAGACAUUUUUCAAAUUGUUCUUCAUUCACAGCUAUAACACCGCACGUCUCAAGAGUGUUGCCGGCACGAUCGUGGGCAGGAGCGGUUCCGACUUUAUUGACACACGAAGCACUCGAUUCUCUUUGUCGUCCUACACCAAAUCCACAAGCAGAAAUUCCAGGUCCAGAGCAGUGUCCAUUGGAAAGAUUCUUGGGUUGUGUGUACAUGCGACGCCAAUUACAACGCUUCAUUUCGUCGGAGGAAUACUUACAAGCGAUUCCGGCAACUGAACCGGGCGUCGUACUUUUUAAAGUCGAUUGUCUUCAGUGUCAAGUGUUCUUGGAUCCCACGCACAUGCAAUCUCUACACUUAAAAGUCACCCAAGUUCCACCGAAUGUUCCUGAAGGUAAACCACCAUACCAAUGGAGCAUGGAUGACUUGCAGAUAAUCGAAAAAUUCUUUGAGUCCCGUGUAUCGGCGCCACCCUACAGACCGAACGCAUUGUGUGGAUUUGCCAGAAUGUUAAAUGUUCCGUCGCAAGUGUUGAAAGACUUCAUUCAGAUAAUUCGUGUCGAAUUGAUGCCGGAUAUUUUACAAGGUUUGAAGUGGCACGUUAUGUUCUGUCUGCGAGUUCCACCGUCAGCUGCUCCCAUUGUACCUGUUGGUAAUCCAGCGAUUCACAUUGUCCGCUUGAAAAUCUUAUUUUUCCUACAAAUCACUCGAAUUCCAUAUCUACCGGGAAUGGAUUGGAAAGAUUCAGUGUCGCUGGUGUUACCCAUGGUAUAUGAUGUCAGUUCGAAUAUAACACAAAUUGCUGAACGCCGAGAUCCCGUUCAGUCGAUAGCCACAAGUGCGGCCAGUCACCAGUUACGACGCUUUGCCGAAUAUCCAUCUCAUCAUGGCGAAUGUUCAUUGUUUCCGGCCGUACGUGACCUAAUUGUAAACCUAACUUUGCCGAAUGAACAACAACCGAAUCCCAAUCAAAUAAUACCUUCACCAGCUGGUGCUGUUGGCACUUGUCCGAGUCCAAUGAUGCAUUCACCAAUGCAAGGUGUUCAGGGCGCACCGCAAGGCUACGGUAUGGGAGCCAAUCAGGGUCCGAAUUAGGCGUUAGGAAUCAGAAUAGGAUAUGUCAAUAAUCUUAAGGUUUCAUAAUAAAUCAAAUUUAUUCGAUUAA
Molecule: messenger RNA, 4737 nt
Organism: Bradysia coprophila
Lineage: Eukaryota; Metazoa; Arthropoda; Insecta; Diptera; Sciaridae
Gene: MED14
Product: mediator complex subunit 14
Biological process (GO): regulation of transcription by RNA polymerase II
Cellular component (GO): core mediator complex; mediator complex
Molecular function (GO): transcription coregulator activity
Source: RefSeq, a predicted model, not a curated record